AUGUACGUUUCCAAGCUCAUUCUUGGGGUCUUUCAUCAACCCUUCCUUUUAGCUGAACUUAAACGGCUUGGGGAAGUCGCGGCCGAGCACACUUACGUGAAAAGCAAGUCAGAAUGCCUUCCAAGCACACGGGACAACAUACGGGAAUCGAUUCUCGGACAUCUGAAAGAUGCCAAGAACCGAUUUGUCUGGCUACGCGGAUCCCCCGGUACCGGGAAGACGGCGAUAAGUAUGAGCAUUGCAUCUAUGCUUGAGGGGGAAAGCGCUCUCGCAGCCUCAUUCUUCUGGGACAAAAACCAAAAGGGAACAGGCCUCGAUUCUUUGGAGUUGUUCCCUUGUACCCUUGCACGCCAACUUGCGCUCUUCAGUGCAGACUUCAAAGUGUCACUCGUCAAAUGCCUUCGGCGGCCAGACAUGAGAUUGUUUCUGAAGCUUUCUCUGGAGAAGCAGAUGCGGACCCUGGUCAUUGAACCGAUGAAUGGUCUU
Messenger RNA from Cantharellus anzutake, 486 nucleotides. RefSeq lists its product as uncharacterized. The annotation marks the transcript as partial. NCBI's taxonomy places the organism in Eukaryota, Fungi, Basidiomycota, Agaricomycetes, Cantharellales, Hydnaceae. The record is from RefSeq and is a predicted model, not a curated record. The transcript has a single exon.